AUGGCCUCCUCUUCCUCUCAUCACAAUUGGACCUUCGACGUCUUCUUGAGUUUCAGAGGUGCCAACACGAGCAAGAACUUCACCGACCACCUUUACUUCGCUUUACAAGAUGCCGGAAUCAAUACCUUUAUAGAUGACAACGAGCUUCGACGAGGUGAAGAUCUAACGUCCGAAUUGUUGCAGGCAAUCCAAGGGUCCAGAAUCUCUGUCGUUGUCUUCUCUAGGACCUAUGCUGCAUCUCGGUGGUGUCUGGAGGAACUCGUGAAGAUCAUGGAAUGCCGAAGAACGGUGAGGCAGCUGGUUUUUCCAAUAUUCUACAAUGUCGAUGCGUCGGAUGUACUCAAUCAAAUAGGAAGUUUUGCAGAAGCAUUAGUGAAACAUGAAGAGCGUUACCUUUUGGACAUAGACAAGUUGUCACCAGUAAAGAUUUAUGAAACAAGUAAUGCACCAGGAUUGUCACUUGGAUGCAAGAAGAAUGGACUUGAUGAAUCAUCCGAAGGAUUGAUUGUGCGAGGAGAUUUGACACGUGUAGCUUUAGAUUUUAACUCCAUUUGUUCAAUUCUUGAGGCUAUAUUCCAACACAAAGCUCUGAUUGAAGCUGCCAAUUUGUCAGGAUGGGAUCUAAGAAACACUGCAGAUGGGCAUGAAGCCAAGUUUAUUAGGAAAAUUGUUGCAGAAAUUUCAAGGGAACUGAACAGCACAUACUUAUUUGUAGCACUCUACCCAGUUGGACUUGAUUCUCGUGUACGUGCAAGACGAAUUUGGGGAAUGAGCGGAAUGGGGAAAACAACCAUUGCUAAAGCCAUUUACAACAAAUUAUAUCAUAGUUUUGAAGGCAAAAGUUUUCUUGCAAAUGUUGGGGUAACUUCCGAGCGACCCGAUGGUUUGGUUCGUCUUCAAAAUCAACUUCUUUCUUAUAUCUUGAAGGCAAGCAAGGUAAGGGUAUGCAAUAUUGAUGAAGGAAUCACUGUUAUACAAGAAAGACUUUGUGGUAGAAGGUUACUUGUCAUAAUCGAUGGUGUGGAUCAGUUGGAGCAACUGAAUGCCCUAGCUAGAAGUUGCAAUUGGUUUGGUUCUGGAAGUAGAAUUAUUAUAACAACUAGAGAUGAACAUUUAUUGAAGGGGAUUGGAGUGGAUGGUGUAUAUACAGCUAAAGAAAUGAAUGUCAGUGAAUCUCUUGAGCUUUUCAGCUGGCAUGCCUUUAGGAAUAGUUAUCCCACUGAAAAUUUUAUAGGCCUCUCAAGAAGUGUAGUUGCUUACUCCAGAGGAUUGCCAAUAGCUCUUGAGGUUUUGGGUUCUUUCCUAUUCUCCAGGAGCAUGCUUGAAUGGGAAAGCGGAUUGGAGAAACUGAAAAGGAUCCCUGAUGAUCAAAUUCAAAAGAAGCUUAGAAUAAACUUUGAUGCACUGGGCGAUAAUACUGUGAAGGAUAUAUUCCUUGAUAUAUCUUGUUUCUUUAAACUUUCGAUGCAUGAUUUACUUCGAGACAUGGGAAGAGAAAUUGUUCGCGAAGAAUGCCCCAACAAACCUGGGAGAUGGAGUAGAUUAUGGCUGCAUGAGGAAGCAUCUAAUAUAUUGAGAAAGCAAGAGAGGUUGAGAUUACUCCAACUUGAUCAUGCACAACUCACCGGAGACUAUGAAUAUCUAUCCAAAGAGUUAAGGUGGCUUCGCUGGCAUGGACUCCCUCUGAAGUCUAUGCCAAAAAGCUUUUAUCUAGGACACCUUGUUGCAAUGGACUUACGAUACAGCAGUCUCAGAGAAGUUUGGAACGACUCCAAGGUGUUGGAGAAGUUGAAAAUCCUAAAUCUCGGUCAUUCCCAUUAUCUGACCAAGAACCCUGAAUUUUCAAGCCUACCCAAUCUUGAGAAAUUAAUACUCAAAGAUUGUACCAGCUUGUAUGAGGUUCACCAGUCUAUUGGAGAUCUCAAUAAUCUUGUUUUGGAAAAUUUGAAAGAUUGCAAAAGCCUAAGAAGUCUGCCAAUGAGUUUCUAUAAGUUGAAGUCUCUACAAACUCUCAUCCUUUCUGGUUGUUCCGGAUUUGAUGCUUUGGCUGAUAACUUGGGGAGUAUGGAGUCCUUGACUACUUUGCUUGCAGAUAACACUGCUAUAAGACAAGUACCAGAUAGUGUUGUGCAUCUGAGGAAUCUUAAACACUUAUCUCUAUGUGGGUGUAAAGUAUCAACCUCCAAGUCAUUGCCUUCACUCUUUUGGUCUUGGAUAUCACGAGGGAGAAGUCCCCAGUCAGUCAAUCUAUUGCCUGCUUCACUACAAGGCUUGAACUCACUAAAAGUUUUAUCUCUCCGCGAUUGCAACUUAUCAAAUGACGCAAUUCCUAAAGAUCUUGGGAGUUUAUCUUCUCUACAAACUUUAGAGCUCGAUGGCAAUAGUUUCAAUAACCUACCAUCAACCCUAGCUGGUCUUUCGAAGCUUCAAACACUCAGUUUGAGUCAUUGCACAAAUCUUCAAUCACUUCCAAAUUUACCAACAAGUUUAACACAAAUUUAUGCAAUGAACUGCACAGCGAUGGAAAGCAUGCCAAACCUAUCAAAUAUCUCAAAUAUGGAAGUUUUGCUUCUUAAUAAUUGCCACAAAGUAGUCGAGAUUCCUGGUUUAGAUGAACUGUUGAAGUCCUUUCCAAUCAUUCACUUGGAAGGGUGCAACAAUCUAACAAGUACUUUUAAGCAAAACCUCCUACAGGAAUGGGCUAUGAGUGGAUUUGGUGGCCUUUUUGGCAUGUUUCUCCUGGGCAAUGAUAUUCCUGAUUGGUUCACGUUUAAAGACGAGGGGUCCUCGAUAUGUUUUGAAGUGCCUUCUCUUACUGACAAGAAUUUUGAAGGUUUGGCUAUAUGCGUCGUUUGUUCAUGUAUUGGCAAGAAAGAAUCUCACGAACUCACAAGCAUUUCAGUUAUCAAUAACACCAAGAAUAUAACUCAGACCAAAAGACCGGCGACGCUUGAUGUAGUAAACUCCGAUGAAGAUCACCUAUGGCAGGGCAAUGUUUCUAAAACUGACUUUAAUUUGGAGGAGGGAGACCUAGUAGAACUUAUUGCAGAUUUCGGGUCUGGAAUCGAUGUUAAGAAGAUAGGUGUUAGCCCACUGUAUGAUGGAGAAAUAUUUCACUUCGACUCUACAUCAAACGAGGAGGAUGCCAUUGUUGCUGCUGCUGAUGAUGAUGAAAAUGCAUUCUAUGAUUAUGUUGGGAUCAAGCCUAAAAGAGGGUUUCUAGAUGAUACUGCAGAAUCAAGCCAAGGUGGUUGGUUUGACGAGGAUCGACAUCCUAAACGAUUGAAGUGUGAACACGAUGCUGAAAUGAGAGCAGAUGAUGAAUAA
This is a messenger RNA of Carya illinoinensis, 3327 nucleotides long. RefSeq names its product disease resistance protein RPV1-like. NCBI's taxonomy places the organism in Eukaryota, Viridiplantae, Streptophyta, Magnoliopsida, Fagales, Juglandaceae. Gene Ontology annotation, molecular function: ADP binding. Gene Ontology annotation, biological process: defense response; signal transduction. The record is from RefSeq and is a predicted model, not a curated record. Bases 1 to 3327 code for a protein of 1108 amino acids. The transcript has 9 exons.